Adineta steineri is the source of this 1077-nucleotide messenger RNA. Lineage: Eukaryota; Metazoa; Rotifera; Eurotatoria; Adinetida; Adinetidae. The record is from the annotation of a GenBank genome assembly.
AUGGCAUUAACUCUUACAAGAAGAGUUUGUGGUAAAUGUAAUAAAGGUGCAGGUACUGCUAUGUGUUAUGGAUGUGAACAAGCAUUUUGUACAAAACAUUUUCUUGAACAUCGACAAGAUCUUUCACAACAAAUGGAAUAUAUUGGGCAAGAACAUGACGUUAUACAACGAGAUUUAACACAUGAACAAGAUACACAUUUUUUAAUCACACGUAUUAAUCAAUGGGAGCAAGAAUCUAUUACAAAGAUUCAAAUAGCAGCACAAUCAGCACGUACUAAUCUUCAACAAUUACUUAAUCGACCAAAAAAUAAUUUACAAACAUCAGUUAGUAAAAUAACAGAAGAAUUACAAUCAAGUCGAGAAUUAGAUGAUUAUACUGAAUUAGAUAUAAAACGAUGGACUGAUCAAUUACAAGAAUUCCGUAAAAUACUCGAUGCACCUAUAUCAGUAAAUAUAGAUUAUGAAAAAGAUUCUCGAUCAGCUGUACGUUUAAUUAAAAUAAAUGAUCAACAAUCAUUAGAUACUUUAUAUCAAACAUCACAAGUACCUGAAUAUAAUGAUUGGAUUUCUCAUAAUUCUGAUACAUUUCUUAGUGAAAGAUUCGAUGAUACAUUUGGAAAAGUUAUUUUAUCUGAAGGUGGUCUUGUAGCAACAUGUGCAGGUGGACAUGCAGAUAGAUCUUGUGUUUGUGGUACAAGUCGAUAUUCAGUAGGUGUACAUUAUAUUCAUUUUCGAAUUGAACAAACUAGUACACAUUAUCAUUCAUUUUUUGGUAUUAUUAAUUCAUUAGAAAAAAUGACGUUUGAUAUAUGGAAUUCAUCAUCAUUUCAUGGUUGGUGGGAUCUUGAUUAUAGUGUUAUAAGUGGUAAAAGUAAUCGACGUCUUUCACCUGAAACUAUUCGAAUGGGUGAUGAUGUAACAUUAAUGUUAGAUUGUAUUAAUCGACGAAUACAAUUAGAACAUCACCGAACAAAUAGAACUGUUACUAUGUCUAUUGAUAUUCAAUUAUGUCCAUUUCCUUGGAAAAUUAUUGUUUUAUUACUUGGUAAAGAUGAUUGUGUCAGAAUUCUUCAAUAG